This is a messenger RNA of Spirometra erinaceieuropaei, 2603 nucleotides long. The record is from the annotation of a GenBank genome assembly. Lineage: Eukaryota; Metazoa; Platyhelminthes; Cestoda; Diphyllobothriidea; Diphyllobothriidae.
AUGCAGGUAAUUAUAUGCGAGUGGCUGGCUUGGUUGCUUUGAGCCAUGGCAACUGUGGGACCUGUAUGAAGUUCUUCUGUGCGCAUAGGGCCGGUUCGCGCAGACUGAUUGUAGCCUCCUCUGUCCUCGCAAACGGGCGCCGCCCAAGUAAUUUUGGAUAGCUUGAUGGGACCUUGUAAAUCACUCUGAAGGCCUACGCUGUGUUCUGUGCCUCUCAUGUGCGCGAGGAUCGAGCUGUUGAUGUUCUUUGUUUGUCCCUUUCCUAACUAUACUGGAGGAUGUUCUUUUGUUCUUUUGGAUAAACGCCUGGAACCUCUUAUUUCGUAGCCGUACCUUUAAGGGGUUAGGGUUAUGUGUUAGGAGUAUGGGGUCAGGGUUGGGCGCUAGGGAUUAAGGUUAGACCCCCUAUUACCACUGAUCCCGUAUGACAGACGACUAGUGCUUGUCUACUGCAGGUACGGCUGUGAAAUAAGAUCUGACCAAUGAGUCUCUAACCCCUCGCGUAAUUAACUGACUCGCCAAGCGUAUAACACACACCCUCAGAACUAUAAAUGCUUCACUUUUACCGCUUUCAUUCAACGGGAUACGCCUUGCUGCAUCGCUUUCUAUAGUGACGUGCUGGACAGUGUUCCGACAGUCAUCGAUUGUAUGUUUACCUUGACAUUUAAGUCGGGUAUUUGUUCCUUUACGUCCAAAAGUUGUUGAAACUAUUGGUUAAGGCAGUUGCUGAGGCGCGAGGGGCAUAUUUGGUAGCGCACUUUUAGCAGUACUUUGCUAUGGAGAGUAUUAACACUUUAUUAGAAAAAACCAUCAGAUUUGCCGGUAUUUGACAGAUGGAAGGGUUGCAUUUAUCUGAAAAGGAAGACGUUGUAUCGGACCCUGACCUGCCAUUACACUUCUAUGAUUCACAAAAGUAAGCUAACUUCUCAAGUAGCUAGUACGAGGAUAGUGGAACACAGUAUUUACUGGCUAGGGACGAUGCAUGAAACUGGUGCGUUUCCCAGAUCAGAAAUUAAGAAAUUGGGGCGAAAAGGUAAUUUGCUUUACGGAGACGCAACCAGACCGUGAAGAAGCACAUUCAGAAGUACGGAUUAGUGGCGUGGUCAACAGCGUCAAAGUUCAGUUGAGGGCAAGGCGUCGGAGACAAUUUGCCGAUCGGCACCCAUGGUGGAAUGCGGCUGUGGUUGACGGAAGGAAUAGAGGACGUCAACGAGAAGUGUGAUGCCCUCUCCGUCAUAAGGGUCAAGCACAGGUGCUUUCCACUGUCAUCUUCGCUGGAGUGGCGACAACUGCUAUCCAAGUCUGGAACCCCAGCCGGAUGGCAGGACUUGACGUAGUUCAUCCUCGUUUCGUUCACCUCCUUCGUAUGAAAUAAGCGCAGCACGUCAUAGACUAUUUAGUCCCCUAUGAACUAUUCGCAGCCCCGUAUGGUCGCCGAGAUUUGCCACCGUGUCAAAACUCUGAGGGCAACUAUCCAUCAGUUAAAAGCAGUGAACCCCCAUUUUGCUUUGUCUUCUGACUGGUAGCAACGGGUUUACAGGUUAGUAGCCACAGCAACUCUUAGACCGGGGAGCAAUGCGGAAAUACCAAUUACCCGCCAUUCCACAGACCGCGCAUGAGGAUUUCCAUUUAAUUCAGUAUUCCGUGAUUUCGCUCCUAAAUUCUCCAAUUCAUGCUGCAGUACCUGAUGAGAUGUCCUGACAUCGAAGAUGGACGAAUGUCUUCCGUUCAAACUGCACUCGUUGGGCCUGGUUUUCGUUUUCUAACUCAAGACCCAUUAUCGCCGUCAGAGGUAGGAAUGAAAAGAAGGCUACAUCAACCACGCAAUUGCGAAAUUAACCUGUCCUGUCUUUGUGACUGGGAAAUGGAAAGUAGAAAAUGAAACGCUUUAGAGUUCCCUGUUACUUUUUAUUAUUGCUAUUGUUAUUCUUCAAAUACUACUAUUACUGUUGCCUUCUCCUCCACCUCCUCCUUCUCCAUCUCCUCGCUUCAAACUCACAGACAGAGGGAUGAUGUUGACGAACGAAAUUCUGAGGAAUAAGAGCUUAUGGUGUAGCGAGUAAGCAAUGCGUUCGCGCACCGGAAAUAAGAUGAAGUUGCAUCCUAGCUAUACUACGCAAUUUAAGUACUUUCCAAAUGGUAGGAAUGUUCGCCGGACCGUGUUUGCAGUUUAAGUGGUGUUCGAAUUAACUAGUGAUCCUUUUUAAACUGUAUGCAGAGGUGGUUGACGAACCUUCCUUAACGGUAAGUGCAUGUGUUCACAAAGGUCAGGUUGUUUUUAUUAUUAUUCUCACUGUUAUUUUUGUUCUUAGUGUUUUUGUUGUUGUUGUUUGUUUUUGCUGUUUGUUGUUGUUGUUGUUGAUGAUGAUGAUGAUGAUGGUGGUGGUGGUGGUGGUGGUGGUGAUGAUGAUGAUGAUGAUGAUGAUGAUGAUGAUGAUGAUGAUGAUGAUGAUGAUGAUGAUGAUGAUGAUGAUGAUGAUGAUGAUGAUGAUGAUGAUGAUGAUGAUGAUGAUGAUGAUGAUGAUGAUGAUGAUGAUGAUGAUGAUGAUGAUGAUGAUGGUGAUUUGGCCCGACCAAAAACAGGAGCAGACGUCCAAAUAUAG